This is a messenger RNA of Thyridium curvatum, 1530 nucleotides long. RefSeq lists its product as uncharacterized. The record is from RefSeq and is a predicted model, not a curated record. Gene Ontology annotation, cellular component: cytoplasm; mitochondrion. Gene Ontology annotation, molecular function: ATP binding; tRNA binding; phenylalanine-tRNA ligase activity. Lineage: Eukaryota; Fungi; Ascomycota; Sordariomycetes; Thyridiales; Thyridiaceae. The transcript is spliced from 2 exons. Gene Ontology annotation, biological process: phenylalanyl-tRNA aminoacylation. Bases 1 to 1530 code for a protein of 509 amino acids.
AUGGCGGCCCCAUGGCGGCUCCUACCGCAGGUCGCGCCCACCGUGGCCCGCUUCUCACGUCUGCGGUCCGCAGCUAACCUGCAGACGACGAGCUCGCUGCGAUGCUGGCGGGCAGCCUACUUUUCCUCCUCUGGCAACGCAGCAUCGCCAGCGGCAGCGGCAGCGGCAGCGGCAGCGGCAGCAACAGGCCGGCCCACGUCGCCGUCCUCGAUCGAGCUCAGCGGUCGGACGUAUAAGACCGACGAGUGGUUCAACGUCCCCUCCAACGUCGCCAACGCCACGUCUCGCAAGCUGCACCUCCAGAAGGACCACCCGAUCGCCAUCACGAGGCAGAUCAUCGAGUCCAAGUUCCCCGAGGCGACAUACAAGACCUACAACACCUUCGACCCCGUCGUGUCCACCUUUGAGAACUUCGACUCGCUGGGCUUCCCGGAGGACCACCCCGGCCGGGCCAAGUCGGAUACGUACUACAUCAACAAGGAGACGCUGCUGCGGACGCACACCAGCGCCCACGAGCUCGAGAUCUUCAAGGCCAACGCGAGUGACGGCUACCUCAUCAGCGCCGAUGUCUACCGCCGGGACGAGGUCGACCGGACCCACUACCCGGUCUUCCACCAGAUGGAGGGCGCCCGGGUGUGGGACCGCACCAAGGUCCCCAACGGCGACAUUGCCGCCGCCGUAUGGGCGGACCUGGACAAGCUUCCCAAGCACGACAUCCAGGUAGAGGACCCCAACCCGCCCUUCCACCCGGAGCGGAACCCACUGCAGUCGGAGCAUCACUCCCCGGCCGAGGCCGAGGCUAUUGCGGCUCACCUCAAGAGGUCACUGGAGCUCGUCGUCGUCGAGAUCUUCAGCCGGGCCAAGGCCGCCGCAGUCAAGGCGGACCCGAACUUUGUCGACGAGCCGCUCAAGGUCAGGUGGGUCGAGGCAUACUUCCCCUUCACCAGCCCUUCGUGGGAGCUCGAGGUCUACUACAACGGCGACUGGCUCGAGUGCCUGGGCUGCGGCGUCUCCAAGCAAAACAUCCUCAUCAACGCCGGCGUCGGGUCGCAGGCCGGCUGGGCCUUCGGCCUGGGCCUGGACCGCAUCGCCAUGCUGCUGUUCCAGAUCCCCGACAUCCGGCUCUUCUGGUCGCAGGACGAGCGGUUCCUCUCGCAGUUCGCGGGCGUGUCGGGCGACCUCGGCCGGCUGAAGCGCUUCGUGCCCUUCUCCAAGUACCCGGCGUGCUACAAGGACGUGUCCUUCUGGCUGCGCACGUCCUCGGCGGCCGGCGGCAACACGAGGGGGGCCAACGUGCACGACUUCCACGAGAACGACGUGAUGGAGGUCGUCCGCAGCGUGGCGGGCGACGUCGUCGAGGACGUCAGGCUCGUCGACGAGUUCACGCACCCCAGGACGGGGAGGCGCAGCAUGUGCUACCGCAUCAACUACCGCAGCCUGGAGCGGACGCUCACCAACGACGAGACCAACGGCCUGCACGACGAGAUCACCAAGGCUCUGGUGGAGCGCCUCGGCGUCGAGAUCCGGUAG